Molecule: messenger RNA, 690 nt
Organism: Enterobius vermicularis (human pinworm)
Lineage: Eukaryota; Metazoa; Nematoda; Chromadorea; Rhabditida; Oxyuridae
Source: the annotation of a GenBank genome assembly
AUGACGGUAUAUCAGUGCUUUUUUCUGCCGCGGCAGCUUCUCUUCGUUAGGAUGAUACUUCUGACCCUGAUAGCUCGUGUCAGUGAUGGCUUAAUUCUUGCUACUUCUAUUGAGGGAGGCGAUGAGCCGGACAUGGUGAAAUAUACUAAUCAAGCAAAGUUGGUUUUUCGAAGGCUAAAUAAUUCUGCGGAGACGGCACACACUUUUGAAAGCGGACCAUAUUUUUUCCAUUAUAUAAUCAAAGGUGCCAUUUGUGCGCUGUGUUUGUGUGAAAAAAGUUUCCCUCGAAAGUCGGCGUUUGCUUAUUUGGAAGAAGUUGCAAAUGAGUUCAAUGGGCAGUACGGCAAUAAAGUAGACUCAGUUACACGACCAUAUCAUUUUAUUGAAUUUGAUCAUCAUAUACAACAAGCAAAGCGGAAGUAUGCUGACAAAAGUCGUCAUGCGAUGUCGGCAGUGAGCAAUGAACUACAAGAUGUAGCACGCAUAAUGGUUUCAAACAUUGAGGACGUUAUCCAUCGUGGGGAGAAGUUAAAUAUUCUGGAAAACAAGGCUAAUGACUUAUCGAAUCUGAGUCGCAAGUACAGAGAAGACGCGAGGCAACUAAACAGGAGAAGCACGCUAUUCAAAAUUGCUGCAACUGUUUGUGUUCUUGGAUUUUUUGGUUUUGUGGCGCGGUAUUUGUUCUGGUAG